This is a messenger RNA of Spirodela intermedia, 1185 nucleotides long. The record is from the annotation of a GenBank genome assembly. NCBI's taxonomy places the organism in Eukaryota, Viridiplantae, Streptophyta, Magnoliopsida, Alismatales, Araceae.
AUGGGCGCCGGCGGCAGGAUGUUCGCAGAGGAGGAGAGCCGCCCACUGUCCCGAUACUCUAACAAAGGGAAACGGAAGGGUUUCGGUGCCGUCCACCGCUUCCCGGCGGAGAAACCGCCCUUUACCCUCGGCGAUCUCAAGAGGGCCAUCCCGCCUCACUGUUUCGAACGAUCAGCCCUCCGUUCCUUCUCUCACCUCGCAAGAGACCUCAUCCUCUCCGCUACGCUUCUCUACCUCGCAAUCAGCUUCAUCCCCCUCCUCCCCUCGCGACUUCAGAUCGUCGCGUGGCCGGUGUACUGGGCCGCACAGGGCGCCGUGCUCACGGCCCUUUGGAUCCUCGGCCACGAGUGCGGCCACAACGCCUUCUCUCCCUACGCCCUCCUCGACGACAUCGUCGGAAUGGUGCUCCACUCCGCUCUCCUCAUCCCUUACUUCUCCUGGAAGUACAGCCACCGCCACCACCACACCAACACCAACAACAUCGACCUCGACGAGGUGUGGGUCCCCAAGACCAAGCCCAACCUGUCCCCCCUGGCCAAGUACCAGAACAACCCCCUCGGCCGUGUCGUCGGCUGGCUGGUCGCGCUCACGGUCGGCUGGCCGCUGUACCUGGCCUUCAACAUCGAGAGCCGCUUCUACGACCGUUUUGCCAGCCACUACGAUCCCUACGGCCCCAUCUACAACGACCGCGAGAGGACCCAAGUGAUCAUCUCCGACCUUGGCGUCCUCGCAACGGUCGCACUCCUCCUGAAGCUCUGCGCCGCCUAUUCUCCAGCUGCCGUCGUCGGGCUGUACGUGCUUCCCUGGAUGGUGGCCAACGGCUUCAUCGUGGUGACGUCGUACCUGCAGCACACGCACCCCUCGCUCCCCCACUACGACUCAUCGGAGUGGGAAUGGUUCAAGGGGGCCCUGGCGACUGUGGACAGGGAUUUCGGUCCGGUGCUCAACAAAGUGCUGCAUAACUUCACGGAGACGCACGUGGCGCACCACCUCUUCUCCAAAAUGCCUCACUACCACGCCCUGGAGGCCACCCGGGCCAUCCGGCCCAUUCUCGGGGAGUACUACCAGUUCGACCGGACUCCCGUCCUCAAGGCGAUGUGGAGGGAGGCGAACGAGUGCCUCUUCGUCCAACCUGACCAAGGCUCGGACAAGAGCGGAGUGUUCUGGUACAGCAAUAAGCUGUGA